Molecule: messenger RNA, 2225 nt
Organism: Dermacentor silvarum
Lineage: Eukaryota; Metazoa; Arthropoda; Arachnida; Ixodida; Ixodidae
Product: endochitinase
Exons: 10
Coding region: 294-1397 (367 amino acids)
Biological process (GO): carbohydrate metabolic process; chitin catabolic process
Cellular component (GO): extracellular region
Molecular function (GO): chitin binding; chitinase activity
Source: RefSeq, a predicted model, not a curated record
ACCUGAAGCGGAUCGCCCGCCCGACCGACAACACCUUCGGGCCAUUCGUUCGACGCGGUCGCGCGCCUCUCGCUUCGCCGGCAUCAAACGUUCGACGGCGACGGCGUACAGACGGGCGCUGCAUAGCUCGUACCCAAAGGCAAGGAGCAUCCGCUCAGGGGCUUGGAGAACAAACGGUGCCAACAAGAUGUGGCGGCAAAGCAUUCCUGGUUCUAUGCGCUGUGCAGCUGUUGAGCGCACGGGCUGAUGAUGAUGAGAAGAAACCCGUGGUGUGUUACUACUAUGGCGAGGCCAUGUCGCGGCCGAGCCCGAUGGAUUACCGGGUCUCGGACAUACCUGGACACCUGUGCAACUACGUCACCCUGGCCUUCGUCACCAUCAACUCCGAGACAUUCGAGAUGGAGUCCAGCAUGUCGACCUACCUCAACAACACUGGCCUGUACCAGGAGUUCACGUCAAUAAAGAAGAAGUACUCGCAUGUAAAGACGCUCAUUUCUGUCGGAGGCUGGGAGUAUGGACACAGCGUGUUCUCACGCAUGGUCAGCCACAGUGUAAGCAGGCGGAGGUUCGUGAAGAGUGCGGUGCGCUGGAUGCGUCAGUACGGCUUCGACGGCCUGGACAUAUCCUGGCAGUAUCCGGGUACGAUGGUGCGCGGAGGCAACCACGGUGACAAGGAAAACUUUGUGCUCGUUAUGAAGGAACUCAGGUCUGAAUUCCAGAAGUACGACUUCAUGCUCUCAACGACUAUUCCAAUUGACCCAAUGCUCCUGAAGACCGGUUACAACGUGGCGGCUCUCUCGAGGUACGUGGACUGGUUCAACGUGUUCACGCACGACCUUCGUGGCACGUGGACGGGCUACACGGACGUACACAGCCCACUCAGGAGGCGCUGUUUCGACAGGGGACCAUACGCAUCUCUCAACGCGGAGGACGGCCUGAACCGCCUGGUGAAGCUGGGCGCACCCAAGAAGAAGUUGAUGCUAGGCAUUCCCUUCUACGGGCGCAGCUACACGCUACAAGACCCACGCCGACAUGCGCUCGCCGCGCCCACGCGACGAGACGUACACGCCGUACCGGGGCCGUACGUCAUGUCGGACGAGAUACUCGCCUACUACGAGGUUUGCAUGGACAUCACGAUGCUGUCCUGGAGACGGGAAUACGACGAGGUUGGCCAGUGUCCUUACGCCUAUCGCGGUGACCAGUGGGUCGGAUACGAAGACGAGGAGAGUAUCUCUGCAAAGGUGGACUUCGUGCUCGAACAGGACUACGGAGGCGUGAUGGUGUUCAACAUCGACAUGGAUGACUUCAAUGGUGUCUGUGGCGUGAAGAAUCCGCUGCUUAACUCUGUGUGUCGAAAGUUCAACGAAGGACGCUUGAUCGACCCGCGCAUAGGUUAACGUGUGAGAUUGCCUGCGCGUGACACUUGCAUUUUGUGAUUGUGCGGCGACUCGGUUUUACCUAGCGACGCAGUGCGUGCUCGUGCAAGUCCACUAUGCCUUUCUGGACGACACACCAAGGCUUGCCGACGCACUGUGAUGUAUGGAUGACUGAUUGUUGUCACUUUUGUCAUACAGACCACUCUAUGUAAACCUCAGGGGCGCACCAUCGCAUCGAAGCUUCCUAACUGUACUGCCCAGCGCACGGCGAUACGGCGUGCUCAUAUGUAAGAGUUGAGAAAAUGUAUAGACAGGUUUGGCUGUCCCAAAUGAAUCCCAGAUGAAAUGGUUUGUAUGAAAAAAUGUAAAUAUCAGUCAUGAAGGGAGCCUUGUUCGUUCAUUGUGAGCACUGCGAGACACCACAUUGUUCCUCAUUCAUUACCGACAAUAAAUCGUCUCAGAUGUGUACAAGGAGUCGUGGACUGUCUGUUAUUUUCCCAGCGGCACUAUAAGGGUACAACACGUCUACAAAAAUGCUGCGAACGUACACUUCUGCGAGCGCCAUAUACGUUAGUGGCGGACACAAGCAGGCCGAAACUUGCAGAAACCAUGUUUCGAAAGCAUAAAACAGGCGCAGUUGGACAGCGUCUACUCUAGUAACUACAUAGAUGUAGCAGCAUAGCUGCUGUUAGCUACGGCAGAGCAGAGUGAGAAUGAAUAAUGGCUGUAUUUUCCCCCAAGAACAACGAGAAAGAAAAGCCCCGACGCCUUGUGGUUGAACAAACAAGCACAAGACUGGCGCUACGAUAGAGAGAGAGAGAGAGAGAGAGAGAGAGAGAAACGGGAGCG